Molecule: messenger RNA, 6043 nt
Organism: Puntigrus tetrazona (Sumatra barb)
Lineage: Eukaryota; Metazoa; Chordata; Actinopteri; Cypriniformes; Cyprinidae
Product: E3 ubiquitin-protein ligase pellino homolog 2
Exons: 6
Coding region: 658-1935 (425 amino acids)
Biological process (GO): regulation of Toll signaling pathway; protein polyubiquitination
Molecular function (GO): ubiquitin protein ligase activity; protein binding
Source: RefSeq, a predicted model, not a curated record
AUGAAAAUAAAAACCACGCAAAAAAAAAUCAGUUUAGAGAGUUUAGAGUAUCCCUACUUUAAUUGUAACUUCUUUUUAAUUAGCAUUUGUAUUUCCUUCUGCGCUGAGACCGACACGCUUCUCCUCUAACGCUAUGUUUUUGUCUCAGCUCUGAUUUAUAUUCGAUUAUGUUCGACUUCACGCUGACGUAAUGCUCAAAGGCGCUCCGGGACACGUGACUGAGCGCGGCGCGCGGGGGGGGGGAGCGCGGGAACCGCCGCUCCGUGAAGGAAGACGCAAACCUCGCUUUAACCGGCGGCUCCUGCGGCUCAACGCUCCGGUCGGACGCGCGAAGGAGAGAGGCGGAGAGAAAAGAAACGCGAGGCGGAAAGAAAGCCAAACGCGAGGCGCGCGGUCGCCGGCGUCCCCCCCCCGAAGCGCGCGUGGUACGGUCCACUCCGCCGCGAGCCGUUCUUUGAUCCGCCGCCGCUCGGCUCUGGAGCGGAUUCGGUCCGGAUUUUCGCGUUUCACGAGCCGCGGAAUAGCCAUGCGCUCGCGACAGCCGCCGUGCGGAGAUCGACGCGCGUCCCCCGCCUGAAGCAGCGCCCGGUGCGUUCGAGAGACCCGCGCGGAACCCAGGGCUCGAUCCGCGGACCGGAGUAACGGAGCGCCGGUCCCAUGUUGCAGCCGAACCAGCACGACCACGACCGCUCCAAAGAUCCGGUGAAAUACGGAGAACUGCUGAUCCUCGGGUAUAAUGGCUCUCUUCCCGGAGGAGACCGCGGUCGAAAGCGGAGCCGCUUCGCUCUCUACCGACGAGCCAAAGCCAACGGAGUCCGGCCCAGCGCCGUCCACAUCCUCAGCAACCCGCAGGACAGCAAGGCGGUGAACAGCAGGGGGCAGCACAGCAUCUCCUUCACCCUCUCCAGGAACCAGACGGUGGUGGUGGAGUACUGCCACGAUGCCGACACCGACAUGUUCCAGAUCGGCCGCUCCACCGAGAGCCCGAUAGACUUCGUGGUGACGGACACCCCGGGAGGAUCCAAGGAGAGCGAGGACUCGUCUUCGGCGCCCAGCACCAUCUCCCGCUUCGCCUGCAGGAUCGUCUGCGAGCGGAACCCGCCCUACACCGCCCGCAUCUACGCCGCCGGCUUCGACUCGUCCAAGAACAUCUUCCUCGGGGAGAAAGCCACGAAGUGGAAGAACCCGGACGGUCACAUGGACGGACUGACCACCAACGGCGUUCUGGUGAUGCAUCCGCUGGGGUUCCCUGAAGAACCCAAGCAGGGCGUGUGGAGAGAGAUCUCUGUGUGUGGAGACGUCUACGCCCUCCGAGAGACCCGCUCCGGACCCAUCCGAGGACAGCUGGCUCAGGGUGAGAGCAGCGCUCUUCAGGACGGCUCUCUCGUGGAUCUGUGCGGGGCCACGCUGCUCUGGAGGACGGCCGGGGGUCUGCUGAAGGCCCCGACCUUGCGGCACCUGGACGCCCUGCGCCUGGAGCUGAACGCGGCGCGGCCCCAGUGUCCGGUGGGCCUGAGCACGCUGGCCUUCCCCAGCCUCCCGCGGAGCCACAGCCUGGAGGAGCGGCAGCCCUGGGCCUACCUGAGCUGCGGACACGUGCACGGCCGGCACGACUGGGGCCAGCGGCCCGAGGGCCACCGCGAGCGCAGCGAGGGCCCCGGAGGACGCCGCGAGUGCCCGCUCUGCCGGAGCCUGGGGCCCUACGUGCCGCUGUGGCUGGGGGCCGAGCCGGGCUUCUACACGGACGCCGGGGCCCCGACCCACGCCUUCGUCCCCUGCGGCCACGUGUGCUCCGAGAACACGGCUCGGUACUGGGCCGAGACCCCGCUGCCCCACGGGACCCACGCCUUCAGACCCACCUGCCCCUUCUGCUCGGCCCCGCUGGCCCCGGGCCCAGGGGUCACACGCCUCAUCUUCCAGGGGCCCAUCGAUUGAUGAGGGGGCCGAACGAGGGCCGAAAGGAGGGGUUAGAAACGCGCUGCCUUCCGGUCACGUUCAGAUCUCGUCAGGAGCUAGUUAAGAUUCAGGCUUUCUACUGAUGGGUAAAAAAAAUGAGAAAACACCUUUAAAGUUGUCCAAAUGAAGUUCUUAGCAAUGCUUAUUAAACGUUGGUAUGUUUACGGUAGGAACGAACACGAUGACAUGAUCUUUACUUAAUAUCCUGUGACUUUUGGCGUAAAAGAAAAGCCUGAAUCACAUGAUUCUUCAUGAAAAGUCUAAAACAUCCUUAGCUGUGUUUAUGUGCAUGAAGCUUUUGACUCGUUGAGAAAAAGACGUGCGCGUUAGCAUAGAAAUAUCCAAGUCACGUCCUUUAUAUCUUGAAGUGCUGACUCGCUGUGUCUGAAUAUCACUAAUAUAACCGUAAUGUGAUCGUUUAGCCGGCGUGAUCUUUCUUCAGUGAAACGUUACCGAAACAUUUCCGAACUGUUGCCGGCAGCCAUAGACCUCCACAGUACGGAAAUAAAUGACCGCCGCCAGCUUUUCGUCUUUUCCGUUCAUUCGGUGUAAGACGGAAACGUGAACAUGGAAGUAAAUAAUGAGCCGAAUUAUUAAUAACCGUCCCUUUAAGUAGGUUUUCAGCAGUAUUUCGUAUCUCUGCGUUCCACUAAAAGUUGCCAAAAACACGUGAACGCGGACCGCUUCUCACAUGAUAAAAGGCUUCUAUCCGGUGAAGACACUCAUAAAGUCACAGAUUCCUCAGCACUGAAAUGUUUAGCGCUGUCCCUCCGAUCAGAUGAAGCAGUAUUUCUGGAGCGCUGGAGAAACGUGACGUGAAGGCAGCGGCGCCUCCUGAGGCCGAGCGCUGAUCCCCGCCUCCUUUCGCUCCUCUGCGGCCUCCGGCGCUCGACCCUCGACACCCCGCACACUAGAAAGUACAAGAUCCUUUACUACAGCACCGCUUUCCAGCAAUAAACCCUGCAGAACGACGCAGCGGUUCGAGCCGUGCACUUCCUGACUUCAGCUCAAAAAAACCCCCGAAACAACCGUGGCUCGACCUGGCCUUGUGUUUCAGUUGGUUCUCUUCUUCUGUUCCUUUGGUUUUAGAGUCGUCUUCUUCUGAUUGUUUUAGCGUUUAAUGACAGUUGUAGCUGCAGUAUAUGCCGUAGUUGUUUGGAAUUGUCAAGAUGUCAUAUUUUUCUACAUGACUGUGUUACUAAACUUUUGACUUGAGGUCAGAUUGUUUUAUAUACAAGUGUUUCACAUAUAGCAGUAUAUAGAUUAUAUAUAACUCUCUCUCUCGCUCUAUAUAUAUAUAUAUAUAUAUGAAUAUAUAUUAUUUUCUGUACAUGAUAUGAUUUGAGUCCAGGAGAGCUUGCUGAAGACCGAAUGCUCCGACGCGACAUCUAACCACAAACACCGCAGGAACCGUCCUCUCACUUCCUAUCCGUGUCUUGUUUUCUAGUACUCGUAUUUUAAAAAUGACUGAAUCGAGAUGAAUUUACUGCACAAGUAAAAUGACAUUAAUUCAAUUGCUUUUGCUCAAUAGAAGCAAAGAUAUCUCCCAAUGGGGCGAUGAAUCCUUCCCCCGCUGGCUGACGUUUCUGCUUCGUUUUAAGCACGAAGCCAGACGUGAUCUGGUCAGUAAAUGCAUCUUGAUUUGAAGAACGUUGAGGUUUGGUUCUGCUGGAAAACCAGGCCGGAGCAGCAGGUGAGAGACGGGUUGGUUGCGGCGAGCUCUCGAUCCGUGUGAUGAAUGUACGGCGCUUCGUUACCGUCUCCGGUCUCCCUGGUGCUAACGAUGACUUCAAACGCUGAUUUUAAUUGCAGUUGUUUUGCGCUGAACUUCACUGCACUCCUGGAAAACCUUUGAUUGUUUCGCUUCUAAAAGGCUGGUGGCGCUUUAUGAUGACUUUCAUCACGAGCAAACGACGAGCGGUCUGUUCCAGCGUGCUUUUUGCCGUUAGCUCUUUUAGAAGGACGUUUCGCCCUCAGUUCUGGAGAAGUGUCUCCUCAAUGGAUGUGAAUGGGUGCCGUCGGAAUGAGAGUCCGGUGAAAACGUCGCAAAAAUCGAUGAUAGCUUGGGGGGAAGAAGUGACAUUUUGUUAAUGGUUUCGUUAAUGUUGCUAAAUAUAUUAAAAGGUAUGUAUUUUUACUUAAUUAUGAGAAUGUUGAGGAAGCGUUUGAUCGAAGCAUUUUACAGACAUCAAAAUGUUACACUUGAAUGUUCACAACGUUGAAAGAACGUUCUGAGAACGUUCUCUGUUAGUUGAUAAUCCAGACUCUUCCUCCAGUGAAGAAGAAGUGUUCUGGUCUGAAUCGGGAGAGAAAUCUGCACGGAUCUAAACGAAUACGUGUCUGGAUCUUGACGAGAGAGACGACAAAAGACAUCAUCUUAAAGCUGGAUUAGUUUGAUCUUCUCCAGAUGUUCACCGAUGAACCGGAGCGCUGCGAUUGUUUUUAUCUGACCCUUAUUCCGACGGCACCCAUUCACUUCCAUUGCUGACGAAGGCAGACUCCUCCUGAUCUCACUUUGGGGUGAACGGUUUCUGGUUAAAAGCUGUUACUGAUGAAGGUUUCACGUGUAAAGCGUGACCGGGACACUGAGACGGUGUUUGGAUGAUAAUCGUUACCCGUAUGCCUGCACACCUCGCACUGUGCAUCUCCGAGCAUUAUAAGCUAAGCACUCGACAGAGCUUUGUAUUGCAGGGUUUAGAGACCGAAUAGCUCUACUUUUACCUCACAAGCUGUAGAAGAGACCUCAGUUUAUGACCGUAUUUUUUUACAGGCCGAUUAAAGCGACCGUAAACCGCUCCGAUCGCGUCUCGCUCGUUCUAAAUUUGUCGAGAUGCGGCGCUCACUCGAUUGUUUGCGCUCUCGGCCGCCGGAAACGGGGCUUCACCGCUGGAGCCGCUUCCUUGCGUCCUCCAAUCUCUGCAACAGAUCGCCUGAAAAUGAAGCGCCAUCUACUGCAUGCGAGGGGAACGAAUACAAGGACCGCUCCGAAGAACCUCGAUGCAGCUCUUUCUGGACGGUUUUAGAAACGCGCAUAUGCACUAGAUUUCCAAUGAUACGAUGCUUUAAGUCACUAUGCACUGAAUCUCCGCCACAGAUCAUAUUCAUGUUAAAAAUGCUGCAUUGACGUUUUUAACGUCAUUAACAUUAACAGAAAAGAGCUGCAUGGAGACUCCCACCGCGUAUUCUUUGGGUUUUUAUUCUUUAGCAAAAUCACUCUUGAGAAGGUCUCCUUUUAUUCUUGCUUGGAAACGAAUGCCGCACAUUUGUUUGUGUUGAGGUGCAGAAAAACCAAUCAAAUAAAAACGCAGAUAAAACGAAUCCAGGCUUUGUGCUCUUUCCGUGUAAAAGCGUCCGCUCAAUCAGGCUGCGCGGCGAAUGGAGGUGUAUCACGCGUCUCUGCCAGCGGGCGGCGCUCACGGAACAGCAGCGAUUUUUCUCGAUUUAUCGCCGUAAACGAACGGAGGCCGCGGCGCGAUUCCUUUAACUCCCGAAUUCAUUUCUUGGCGAUCUGUUGCUUUCGUCUGGAAUUGCUGCUUCCCUCAAACUACGGCGGUCUUCAUCGGAAGCUUCGGGGGCCGAGGAAGCGCGCGCCGCUCGAAACGCUCUUUUCCUCGGACGUUCUGUAGCAGAAAGUCUUCCAGACGAGCUCCACUCACUCUCGACUCCGCUCAGGUUCACACUAGUCCAAGUUUACAAGCGUGGUCAGCAGGGUUAGGAUUGUCGCCUCCCUCGGGGGUCAGCGGGAAGGGCGUGUGCAUCGCUCGGGAAAGCGCAGACGUGUUCGCUUCGUAGGACUUUUGUACGAUGUAGCCCCGCACUGGAUGGCGUGAAAAACUGUUGGAUUGUUGUGGUUUUUGUUCCUUCGGAAUGAGAUGUGAAGAUGCUGCACCUUGUGUUUGACCCACUGAAUAAAACCUCGAUCUCAGACAAGAGUCCUGACCUUUGACCUCACCACUGCCACCGAUGCACUUAAACCUGUACGAGCGGCUGCUUUCUCACAGCGGACCGAUCCGGAACCGUGCUUAAACUCAAGGUGCACUGACAAUCACAGAUCAGGACAUGAAUAAAAGUGAUCUUUGCAUACAGA